UAAUAAUGUAUUUGCGGCCUUGGACGUGAAGCGAUCAGUCUUCUAUUGCUGUUAACAUAGCGUCAGGGACUGAUGUCGUGGGAAGCAUGGACCUAAUGAACGGGCAGGCAAGCAAUGUUAAUAUUGCUGCUACUGCUUCUGAGAAAAGUAGCAGUUCUGAAUCAUUAAGUGACAAAGGUUCUGAACUGAAGAAGAGCUUUGAUGCUGUGGUAUUUGAUGUUCUUAAGGUUACACCAGAAGAAUAUGCGGGUCAGAUAACGCUAAUGGAUGUUCCAGUAUUUAAAGCCAUUCAACCAGAUGAGCUUUCAAGUUGUGGAUGGAAUAAAAAAGAAAAAUAUAGCUCUGCACCAAAUGCAGUUGCCUUCACAAGAAGAUUUAAUCAUGUGAGCUUUUGGGUUGUUAGAGAGAUUCUUCAUGCUCAAACAUUAAAAAUUAGAGCAGAAGUUUUGAGCCACUAUAUUAAAACUGCUAAGAAACUGUACGAGCUGAAUAACCUUCAUGCGCUUAUGGCGGUAGUUUCUGGCUUACAGAGUGCCCCGAUUUUCAGGUUGACUAAAACGUGGGCGUUAUUAAGUCGAAAAGACAAAACUACCUUUGAAAAAUUAGAAUAUGUAAUGAGUAAAGAAGAUAACUACAAAAGACUCAGAGACUAUAUAAGUAGCUUAAAGAUGACACCGUGCAUUCCCUAUUUAGGUAUCUAUUUGUCAGAUUUAACAUACAUUGAUUCAGCAUACCCAUCAACUGGCAGCAUUCUAGAAAAUGAGCAAAGAUCAAAUUUGAUGAAUAACAUCCUUCGAAUAAUUUCUGAUUUACAGCAGUCAUGUGAAUAUGAUAUUCCCAUGUUGCCUCAUGUCCAAAAAUAUCUGAACUCUGUUCAAUAUAUAGAAGAACUACAAAAGUUUGUGGAAGAUGAUAAUUACAAGCUUUCAUUAAAGAUAGAACCAGGGACAAGCACACCACGUUCUGCUGCUUCCAGGGAAGAUUUAGUAGGUCCUGAAGUAGGAGCAUCUCCACAAAGUGGAAGAAAAAGUUUGGCAGCUGAAGGAGCUUUGUUGCCACAGACACCACCAUCCCCUCGGAACCUGAUUCCACACGGACACAGGAAGUGCCAUAGCUUGGGUUAUAAUUUCAUUCAUAAAAUGAACACAGCAGAGUUUAAGAGUGCAACGUUCCCAAAUGCAGGGCCAAGACAUCUGUUAGAUGAUAGCGUCAUGGAACCCCAUGCACCAUCUCGAGGCCAAGCUGAAAGUUCUACUCUUUCUAGUGGAAUAUCAAUAGGUAGCAGCGAUGGUUCUGAACUAAGUGAAGAGACCUCAUGGCCUGCUUUUGAAAGGAACAGAUUAUACCAUUCUCUCGGCCCGGUGACACGAAUGGCACGAAAUGGCUAUCGAAGCCACAUGAAGGCCAGCAGUUCUGCAGAAUCAGAAGAUUUGGCAGUACAUUUAUAUCCAGGAGCUGUUACUAUUCAAGGUGUUCUCAGGAGAAAAACUUUGUUAAAAGAAGGCAAAAAGCCUACAGUAGCAUCUUGGACAAAAUAUUGGGCGGCUUUGUGUGGGACACAGCUUUUUUACUAUGCUGCCAAAUCUCUAAAGGCCACAGAAAGAAAACAUUUCAAAUCAACAUCAAAUAAGAACGUAUCUGUGGUAGGAUGGAUGGUGAUGAUGGCUGAUGACCCAGAACAUCCAGAUCUCUUCUUGCUGACUGACUCUGAGAAAGGAAAUUCCUACAAGUUUCAAGCUGGCAGUAGGAUGAAUGCAAUGCUGUGGUUUAAGCACUUAAGUGCAGCCUGCCAAAGUAAUAGACAGCAGGUUCCUACAAACUUGAUGACUUUUGAGUAAAAGCCAAGGAAGAAGAGAGGUGAACCAUUGCUCCUAUGUGAGAGCGAGGACUGAUGCAAGAGCGCCAGCUGUAAACCAUCCCUGUGCCAGGAAGAGCCCAGAGGUUCUGUCUCAGCCUUUGGAGUUCUGAACCAAAAAAGCACUAAUUUCAGGGAAUGAAGUGCGACAUUCCCAGAGAACAAAUUGGAGUUGCAAAACAAACUGCCAUGGACCAUGCUUCUUAUCUCUGAACUGACCUGUGGAAACCACUGCCUUAAAAGAAUGAAAGGAAAACCAACAUGAAACACCAAAUAGUGUGUGUGAAUCUUCUGGCGGUGCUGUGCUUGGAAUAGAUCGUAGCUAAUUUGCAUUUCUUUUAACUUUGUACUGAUUUUGGAGGGGGGAAUCACCUUUUUUAGAUACACUUUAAAAAGGAAAAACAUGUUUCUUAUGGGUUACGUCAGGAGCUGGUUUUGAACUGAGGUGUAAAGAUACUCUAACUUAUUGGUAUUCUACCAGCAGCCUCCCAGAAAGGUUUGUUUAGCCUCCAUCAGUCUGCAGCCUCACUCGCUUUCUCACAGCACGAAUGUAGGAGUUAGAAAUGUUAAUAAUGUGAGUUGUUGGGCUUCGUUUGGGAUGGGAGGGGCGGUUGUUUUAUUUUGGAUGAGGGGAGAUUUUUUUAAACACUAAACUUCUAAAAUUUAGUACUGUGUGAGGAACAUUUUUCCUGCAGGAGGUAUAAAGGCUGAGUGUUCAUAUGCCAGACACUUUUUUCAAGUGGGCUUCAGGAAACAUGGUCGUUUUUAAGUGGGUUUAAGGUUUAGCCUUCUAUAUGAAUUAGUUGUUGGACCACAGAUCUGCUUAGUAGAGACUGUAAUCCCAACUUAAACUUUUCUGAGAAGAUUUUACAAUAAUUACAUUUUUCAUGUCAAUGGAUUAUCCCUUCUACCAGUCCACAGGUGAUUUUUAUCUUCAAGGUGACGUGUUGAUAAUUCGUCCGGAUAUUUUCUUUUACAGUGUUUAAUAUGCACAUUGCCAGUUAUUUUUUUUAUUAUCCAUAUUCAUUUUUUGUUCAAUAUGAGAUUCAAGAUCAUAUUUGUUUAAAAGAGAUUCCACAUAUAUAUGUAUUGUAUGUAUUUUAUUAUAAAGCAUACAAAAUAACUUUAAAAGGGAAAAAGGUGAAAGAUUGAGAUUCUGGGAAUUUUAAGUUUCAAAACUUUCCUUCUCAUACAACUUUCCUUUAUUACAAAACAUUUUUGUGAAAACUUACUAUAGGUCCUACCACAAAACCAUAUUUUGUCAGCGGUUGACCAAGCAGUUUUGUGAGAGCUCUUCUAUGCAAUAACGCAUUUAAUUUCCAAAAUAAAUGUUGAAUUACAAAAAGGAAAAAGAGUUUGAAGGUGAGAUGCCUUAGGAUUUUAGCAAAAAAUGACACUCGGACAAAGACUAUGUGUUGGAUGUUAUAAACUUAUGGGGCAUCAUAAUUUUAGCAGUGCCCAGAGUAAGAAAUGCUUUUUGACUGCUAUCUUCUAAUAGACUUCCAUUACUUUAGGCCUCACAUAAAAUUUCUCAUAUUUGUAUGCUUAGAGAAUUUUGUACAUUUUUUAAAUCAUAAAUAUUUUACUCUUAAAUCUCUGAAACUUAAAUAGAAAAUGUUGCCCACAGAAUAAUUAGCUAAAAAUUUAUCCAAAGGAAAGUAAACGAGUUUUUUCUGAGUGCUAAGUUUUUAAAUUUAGUUUUCUGCUUGGAAAGGAUAUUAAGAGUUCAGAUAUUUUUCUCAUAUAGUAUAGUUAGAAAUACCAUUAUUUCUGGUUUUAUGGAAGGUGGGGCUGGAGAGGGCAAAAUGUUGCCUGUGCUGGAUGAUUUUUCAAUUUAUGACCUCCCAAGCUUAACCCACGUUGGGUACAUAGAAAGACACCAUCUGCGUAGCCAGCAGUAUUACUGUGUAGACCUUGCACAUCUUACUUUUGUUUUGCUUUUUUUUAAAUUCCUUAAUUUGUUUAUUUCUCUUCAGAAAUAAGUGUUUUUAACAUUGUAUCUGCUUUUUAAAAAAUAUUGUGGAUGAGAACCCUGUGGAUUUUUUACUAUUAUUAUGUUGUUUGUCAUAAAUAAGCUAAAAUAGGAAUGUUGCAGGUUAACCAUAUCUGUAGAGAUAUGCAACUGGAAGUCAGAGCCUGACAUCACACAGUUUUGCCAAAGAGAGAGCUAAACUGGAAGAUGUGUUUGAUAUUUUCAGCUCUAAACAUUAAUGGGUGCUUGCACAGAGUAAGAAUAGUGUUCAUGUUCGUAUAUAGAAUUGUGGCUUCUAUCUGACUGAAACUCUUAACAUCACUAUGCAGUAGAAGUUGCCAUUGUUUUUCUAUCUUCAAAUUUGUCCAUUCAAAAGAUUAGUCAUUGCUUUUUAAGAUUAUUUUAGCAUUUGAAGCAAAUGGAAACCAGUGAGAGAAGUGAAUUAAAAUAGUGUAGGUGAAUUUUUUAUCUAUAAUUCACCAAAUGAUAUCUGAUAAUAAUUCAAGUAGAGAAAAUAUGUCACCAAAAUGUAUUAAAUAUUUAGGUAGUUUAUUAGUGGGAAGAUGAAGUUUUUUUCCUCUUAUUAUGCCUACCCUUAAUAAAUUAGUAAAUUAGUGACUCAAAAGGUUGGAAUUUCCAUCAAUAUUAAACUCAUUUAUUUCUCUACUAGCCAAGAACUCAUUAGAAAUCCCAUUAUAAUUUAAAUUUAAGCUAGUUUAUGAUAAGCAUAAUGAUUGGCAUAUUAUACAGCCUGGUGUAGUAGUAUAUAAUACUAACCAAAUACAAUUUGACACACAUCUCAUUUAACAGUUAUUUUGAACAUGUAAGCUUAUUUUUCCUAUGGAAGUAACAUAUUAGCUUUUAAAAUAUAACUAUGAAAAUAACUGCAUAACGACCUUCCAGAGCACUAUUUUUGGUUUCAUGCCCCCUCUGUGUUCGGGCUCUGCUUAUUUUCAGAGGUAUUAAUUUUACUGUAGCCUCCAAACUGUAAGAAUUGAAAGUGAACUGAUCAAACACACCUUCCUAUUCUCUUUUCUUCACUAUGUAAAUAUUAUUUGUGUAAACGUUACAAAAAGGGAUCCAGACAAUUUGAGUAUUUUUUUUUCUCCCUAGGCAUGUGCUUCAAUGACAUUUUUUUUCUGUGUGGAAAAUGCCAUAUAACUAUUGCACUACCUUCUAUAUGACUGUUUUGGUGUUGGGUCUUUCUGUAUGUCAAGAGUUAGGGUGUUUAUAGCUGCAAAGUUUUUGUAAGUGGCUUUAUUCCUCUUCUGGAAGAUUUAUAAGGGAGCCCAAGGAGCACUAUUGUUAUAGAAGGAAAAAAUGUUUACAGUGUCUAGUGUACAUACUCUAUAUAUUAGUUGAAACUGGGGCCCUCUAAGAGCAGCCUAGCCUGUUGAUCUCUUGAGAUUACUAGAAUUUACCUGGCCAAAUGGCUUGAGCAGAAAUCUUUCUUUUUUCUUUUUUUUUAGGUUAAAUCUGUAAGCUGUAUGCCUUUACUCCUGAAAACAAAACUGUAGGACAUUGUAUUAAUUGGAAAUCAAUAAUCAUAGUAGAUUUAAUCCAUUAACUUUUUAAAAGAAUAUAUCCUCUGUUGAUUUCCUUCCUGUUUUUAAGGCACAUUCCUUUAUAACCAGUUUUGAAACCACCAUAUUAUCUUCUUCUGCAAACAAGGGGUACCAGUGUUGCUUAACGGAAGAUAAUCUUUAAUAAAAGAAAUCCUCUGCUUCAAAGGCUUUUGAAAUAAUUGGAUCCCUUUUUGAAAAUGAAGAUGAAUUCGCCUGUCUCUGGUGGAACAGUAGUACUGCUGUUGUGUGAAUAGAUGAUAUAAAGCAAGGGGUGAGGUUUGUCUGGCGUUUUCAGUGAUCUUUUAGGGUUUGCUUUUAUUUUCUCUCUCUUCUUUUGUAUUAUUUCUUUGGAACAUAGUAAAUUUAUGAUUUUACAGCCAGAA
Molecule: messenger RNA, 5775 nt
Organism: Diceros bicornis minor
Lineage: Eukaryota; Metazoa; Chordata; Mammalia; Perissodactyla; Rhinocerotidae
Gene: RALGPS2
Product: Ral GEF with PH domain and SH3 binding motif 2
Exons: 19
Coding region: 87-1838 (583 amino acids)
Biological process (GO): positive regulation of GTPase activity; Ras protein signal transduction
Cellular component (GO): plasma membrane
Molecular function (GO): guanyl-nucleotide exchange factor activity
Source: RefSeq, a predicted model, not a curated record